Messenger RNA from Talaromyces amestolkiae, 3612 nucleotides. RefSeq lists its product as uncharacterized. Lineage: Eukaryota; Fungi; Ascomycota; Eurotiomycetes; Eurotiales; Trichocomaceae. The coding region runs from base 1 to 3612 and encodes 1203 amino acids. Gene Ontology annotation, molecular function: lipid binding. The transcript has 5 exons. The record is from RefSeq and is a predicted model, not a curated record.
AUGGUGUCUCAAGGAAGCGCCCAGCAUGGCCCUGCUGGCCAUUGGAGCGCCGCCAAUCCAAUUCCCACCAUCCACAAAUUCGUCGAGAACCUUGACAGGGACAAAAAAGAACGAGACAAACAGAUCGACGAGGAAGUCCAGCGCAGACAGCAAAAUGCCCAGGAUCAGGGCCAGUCUUUCGAUAAAGAAGCAGCCGAUAUUCAGAAGAAAGGAACCCGGAAGGUCACCGACCCGGUGACGGGUAAGGAAAUCGAGAUUGAGGACGUACAAAAACAUUAUUUGAAGGAAGCCAAAGAUCCAAAGCUCACUGUCCCAAACGCGAAUCUGAAUAAGCCAACGAAUGUAAAAACCGAUCCGAAUCAGGAGUACUCGGAAUACAGACACAACCAAGACAUCACUGCUCCCCCAGAGCCCGUGGCCCAAGGUACAACCUCGGAUGUCCCUAUCCACGGCGAAAAGACGAACAUUCUCUUCCMCCCUACACCGUCCGUUACUUUCCAGCCGAUGUUCGAUGACAUUGAGAAACGUGCCAAUGGUCUCGUUGCUGGCAUUUUCAUCGGUAUCAUCAUAGUCGGCCGUACAUUUGGUGGAUCCCUAUGGGGUCUUAUACCUCUUGCGGCCUGUGUAGCAUCAGGGGUAUUUCUUUGGGUGAAAGAGCUUAUUCGCAGUGGUCGGGAUGCUGAAUGGCGAAGCGAGCAGCUUCGAGGUGAAACGGCAACUGUAAACCUACUCCCUGAGUCGGUAGAAUGGAUGAACGCCUUUAUGAGCGUUACCUGGGGCUUGUUGAACCCCGACAUGUUUGCUAGUGUUGCGGACACCAUUGAGGAUAUUAUGCAGGCCUCGGUGCCAAGCGUCAUCGAGAACGUCCGUAUCGCCGAAAUUGACCAGGGAAACAAUCCUAUCCGAAUUCUCAGUAUUCGAUCUCUUCCAGAUGAACAUGUCGAAGACUUGAAGCACAACGUCCGUGAAGAAAACAAGAAAAACAAGGACCCUCAGGAGGCAGCUGCUGAUGACGAAGGGGGUGAUUACUACAACUUCGAGGUAUCUUUUGCGUAUCAUGCAAAACCAACCGAAGGAUCCGCUUCUGCCAGAGCACGCAACAUGCACAUGCAAAUUGUCUUCUAUCUUGGAAUCAAGGGUCUCUUUGGCGUCCCUUUACCAAUCUUUGCCGAAUUGAUUGAGCUUAUUGGCACCGUCCGUGUGCGACUCCAGAUGACACCCCAGCCUCCAUUUGCCAAGUCACUUACCUUCAGUUUGAUGGGCUUGCCGCAUGUACGCGCCGGUUGUGUUCCUCUUGUCAAGCGAGGAGUGAACAUUUUGAAUUUGCCAUUGAUUUCGAACUUUGUCAACUAUGCCAUCGGAGCCGCCGCCAGUCUAUAUGUGGCGCCCAAAUCGAUGUCCUUAGAUUUGAGUAUGAUGCUCAAGGGUGAUGAUAUCCAGAAAGACACUCAAGCAUUGGGAAUUUUCUGGAUCCGUAUUCACCGAGCAAUCGGACUCAGCAAGCAGGACCGCAGGGGUUCUGAAGGCGGUGGUAGUGACCCAUACAUCAACCUUUCGUUCUCCAAAUAUGGCAAGCCGAUGUACUGCACUCGUGUUAUUACCGACGAUUUGGAUCCUGUCUGGGAGGAAACAGCAGCACUCUUGGUCACUCCAGAACUGAUUAAAGCCGAUGAGCAGCUCAGCGUCGAGCUGUGGGAUUCGGAUCGUAAUUCUGCAGAUGACAUCGUAGGCAAAGUGGAGCUUUCUAUCCAGCAGUUGAUCCAGCAUCCUGGCAAAAUGUACCCUCAGGUUUCGAAACUACAAGGCUUAGAUGAAGGAAGCAGCAUGCCUGGUGAAUUACACUGGGAAGUCGGCUACUUUGGAAAGCCUCGGGUACGACCUGAACUGCGAACAGACGGAAAGAACCCGGAACUCCCAGCCACUCUCCGGGAUGAGCCCUCACUACAAGAUGACAAGGGUGUUAUCAACACUGAAGAAGAAGAAGCAAUCACUAGUACACCACCCGAUCCCCUGUGGCCUAGUGGUAUUUGCAGUAUUGUCGUGCAUCAGAUUGUCAACCUUCAGUUGGAGAACAUCUAUGGCAGCCAGGGUAAUCGCAAGGGCAGAGAGUAUGAACCGGCCAAGGCAUAUGGAGAAAACACCGAAGAGCAGGGCAAAGAGCUACCUACCAGCUAUUGUACAAUAUUGCUCAAUGACCAAUUGGUUUAUCGAACUCGUGCUAAAGCAGUUAGCAGCAAGCCUAUUUUCAAUGCCGGGACUGAAAGAUUCGUCCGUGACUGGCGCUCUGCUCUGGUCACUGUGACUGUUCGCGAUCAACGACACCGAGAGCAUGACCCAAUCCUCGGUGUUGUCUCCUUGAGAUUGUCUGACUUGAUGAAGACCUCUUCCCAAGUGACGCGCUGGUAUCCACUAGAUGGAGGAAUAGGUUUCGGUCGUAUCAGGAUUUCUUUGCUAUUCCGUAGCGUUGAGACUAAGCUUCCUCCAAACAUGCUUGGUUGGGACGUGGGCACUUUUGAGUUUUUGUCAAACCGUAUUGCAUUGAAGAAUUACGCGCAAACUGCUAAGAUCCGAAUGCGCACUGGUGGCAGCACCGGCAAAGUACCACGAUCUGCGUGCAAGAGCGAUGGAAACGGCGGACAGUAUUUUGAGUUUUCUGACGCCAUAACAGCACCACGCUUGCCAGUCAAGUACCGCUACCGCUCACCGGUUGUUUUUGAGUUUCAUGUCGCAAGCAAACGUGGUGCAGCAGCAUACGCGGUCCUGUGGCUGCAGCAUCUCGUCGACAACGAAGAGACACAGAUCGACAUUCCAAUCUGGACAACCAAGCGCCCAGGCCGCUUGAUCCAGAACUACGUCACAGAACAGAACUACAAAUCACUCAACUUACACUGCCUUGAGGAUUUGACAGAGGUCGGCCGCCUCCAAUUCACCGGCCGCUUCUCAGCUGGCAUGGACGAAUCCCACGAGAAAUUCGUCAUGGACAACAAUUCGCGCGAAACAUUCGAGACAUGGGAAGCCUGCCUAGCUGAAGGUAUCCGUAGCCGCGAGGUCAUUGCCAAGACGCCCGAAAACGUUCAACAACUCCAUGAAAAGUCUCUCGUGCAGGGUCGAGAUGUCCUAAGAGAUAUUGAUCCAAAGGAACGUCAACGCUGGAUGACCAAGGAAGGCGUUGACUGGAGUGGCGCAUUUGGCGAGGAUCCUAAGGAGUAUGUCGAUCAAGAAGCCAAUGAAUCAAGCGCCAACUUCUACAACGCGGGCGAGCACACUGUAAAAUCUCACGACCACGCUGAGGAUCCCGAUGAUGACGAUGACGAUGACGAUGACGACAGCAGCUCCGACGAAACCCAGUCAGUCCAUGCCCGUAGCAUCGGAACAGCAACCACAACCACAACCACCUCCUCAUCGAGUGCACAGUCCUCCAAAUCAGGCAACAAAGCCAACAAACGCACUGAACAGCGCCAACAGCGCGGCCUGAUGCAAUGGAAGCCCGCGCGCAACGCCUUGUUCGCGAAACACGAGGCGACGUUCGCGCUGAGGAAGGCGAAGAAGAAGUUCGGACUGGGCGAUUUGACGGGGAGGGAGCCUGAUGUUGAGACCGAGACUGGUUCAUAG